GAUUUCAUACCAAAGUCAUACCUAACAUUCCACUUACACUGUCAAACCAGGAUAAAUAUUAUUGAAAACGAUAAUGCGCCCAAAAAUUACGUAUCAAAAUGAGUAAGUUACCUUCGCUUUUGUCAGGAGGGGUGACUACCAAAUAAUAGCUGCUUGGAUCUGGACCACUUUCCUCUAAACUUGUUCUCCAGAAGAAUCAAGUGGUUAUAUACCCAAGAAUUGACAGACAGAGAAAAAUUGGAGGAAUACAUAACUCGACAUUUUACGCGCUGUUUUGCUGCACCCCAUAGAUCCUCUGACUGUGGGGCUCGGGGUCGGGCCCAGGGUGAGCCGCCACCAUUGCGUCCAACGAGUGGAGUGCCAACGGUAGCCCGGGGGAUGGGCUGGACGAGGGGAACGAUGAGCUGGACAAGGCCAUGGACGGGGACGCCGAGGGGGUGUGGAGCCCAGACAUAGAGCAAAGCUUCCAGGAGGCCCUGGCCAUCUACCCCCCCUGUGGACGGAGGAAAAUCAUCCUCUCAGACGAAGGCAAGAUGUACGGUCGCAAUGAGUUGAUAGCCAGGUACAUCAAGCUGAGGACAGGCAAAACCCGCACAAGAAAACAGGUAUCUAGUCACAUACAGGUGUUAGCACGGAAGAAAGUUCGAGAAUACCAAGCGGGUAUCAAGGUUUCUAGCCAUUUGCAAGUUCUCGCCCGGAGAAAAUCUCGCGAGAUCCAGUCAAAGCUGAAGGCCAUGAAUUUGGACCAGGCGUCUAAAGACAAGGCCCUCCAGAACAUGGCAGCACUGUCGUCUGCUCAGAUUGUGUCACCGAGCCUGAUCAAGAGCCAGCUACCCCCGCUGCCCCAUUCUCCCUACCCCCCGCAAGCCAGGUUUUGGCCAGGCCCUAUCCCAGGACAACCUGGCCCCUCUCAGGAUAUCAAACCUUUUGCACAGUCCCCAUACCCAAACCUACCAGGCCCUGCCCCCCCACCUAUAUCAACCUAUGAACCCUUGGCUCCCCCCCUCCCCCCGGCUGCUACGGCAGUGCCCGUGUGGCAGGACCGGACCAUCGCCUCCUCCAAGCUGCGGAUGCUAGAGUACUCUGCCUUUAUGGAGGUGCAGAGGGACCCUGACAACUACAGCAAACACUUGUUUGUCCACAUUGGUCAGACCAACCCCUCCUACAGCGACCCUCUGCUGGAGGCAGUGGACAUCAGGCAGAUCUACGACAAGUUCCCAGAGAAGAAAGGCGGACUCAAAGAGCUUUAUGAGAAAGGCCCCCAGAAUGCCUUUUUCCUAGUCAAAUUUUGGGCGGAUCUUAACAGCAGUGGCAUCCAGGAUGGCCCAGGCUCCUUCUAUGGAGUCAGUAGCCAGUACAGCAGCUCUGAGAACAUGACCAUCACCGUCUCCACCAAAGUCUGCUCAUUCGGCAAACAGGUGGUCGAGAAAGUGGAGACGGAGUACGCCCGAAUGGAAGGAGGGAAGUGUGUCUACAGGAUCCACCGCUCUCCCAUGUGCGAGUACAUGAUCAACUUCAUCCACAAGCUCAAACACCUGCCAGAAAAAUACAUGAUGAAUAGUGUUCUGGAAAACUUCACUAUACUUCAGGUGGUGACAAACCGUGACACUCAGGAGACCUUGCUGUGUAUAGCGUUUGUGUUUGAGGUCUCAACGAGUGAACACGGGGCACAGUACCACGUCUACAGGCUUGUCAAAGACUGACCCACCCACCCACCGUUCUGCAGGGAGGUUUGGGAAUCGGCUUCCAAAGUACUGCGUGACACAAUCUGUACAGUACACACAGACUGCUCAACUACCGAGAAACAUUCAAAACGACGUUAGAAUGAACUGACAUGAACAGAUUUUAUACUUCCACACAUGUUUUGGUAAAAUAGGAAAAAGGAUGAAGUCUCAACAGACAGGAAAGGCAACUUAUUAACCAUAUAUUUAAAUGUGCUAAGACAAAGUGGGUCAUAUUGGUAAUGACAAUAAAAUGUACAGUAGCGUGAGAUGUUUUCACUGAGGGAAUGAGAAGGUGUAACAAGGUUAAGAGAGUCGUCUCCAAGGGAACACACUCUAAGCAAUAUGGGAAUAAGUGUAUAGAUUGGAACGGUACAGCUACAAGGACCAUCGAAGAGGAGCAAACCCAAAAUAAUCAAAGUAGAACUUUCCUACCGAGUGGUGUUGAUAAAUUAGAUAGGACGUUAGCCAAGUGCCUUUCUCCAAAGACAAGUACUGAUUGAUUGCCAGCCUCUCUGGUAUGCCUUAUUUACUACCUCUUGUCUUUAAAUAAACAGAAAGAAACCACACAGGUGUGCAUGCAUCAAUUCAUUGCAAACUGAACAUUACUAUGCAGUUCACCCUUAUCUAGAUCCUUGAAGCACACUUCUUAUCCAGGCACAUUGUGUUAUGGACAGAGAUGGAUGAAACUCUUAUUCGUUUUCACUUGAUGUGUUGUCAUGAAUGGUUACAAGUUUGGCUGCAGUCCACAUGUACAGUAAGGGGAUAUAGCACGAUCAGAGCAUUCAGUUUCGAAACCCUUGGCUUAUUGGGUCUAGACAACAGCACAUCUAUGUGCUACGGUGCACUUAAAAUAUCAAGGAAGGGUGAAGCAACAAAUAUGUGUUUAUUUUCUGCCUUUAGUUCUGAUAUUGAAAGGAACUGUUUCUUUACUGUGAGUCAGUGGAUGCUACAGGAAUAUGUGUUACAUAGGAGUAUUUUGGGGACGUGUUUAUAUUUGUGAUUAACUUUAGCUCGGCACAGAGACUAUAGCUGUUCUCUUAGAGCGGAUUCAACACUGUUUUCUUAACAACAUGGCUUGAGAAUUCGCCCGAUUAGAACUUGCCAAAUUGUAACUGACCAAAUGUAAGGGUGAGUUCAACUAAUGUAAGAACUCCAGGUUUUCUUAUCCAAUCUCCCCAUUUGAGCAAUCCCAAUUGAUGGAUUUCACAUUUAGUCUGAUUGUAGGCCUACAUGAUGUAAGAGAAGUUUCUCUUUUGUAAAUGUAACCAAUAAAAACAAAAGCUAUCUCUUAUCUUAUGAGCUUAUCUCAAGAAAUUCUGCUCUUAAUUUGUCAAUGCCAUCGGCCAAUGAAAAACAGCUUUUAUGUUUCUAAAAAGACCUAUCCUCUCUGUGCUGUGGUGUGUGACCAUUGAUUGUUAUUUAUAUUGAAACUAAUGGUGGGAGGGCUGGGCUGGGCUGGGCUGAGCUAUGGGCCAUGUGUUUAUCCUUUGCCAUGGCAAUGGAGGUGUUACAAGUAUUGCUGAGCUAAACUUUAUACUAAAGACAAGAUAACUGUCAUCCCAUGGAUCUAGAUAGGGGAUGGUCUCUGCCUUGGAUGUUUCACUGGGCUUCUGUCAGAAGAAUUCAUACAUCAGACUUUGUAUGGUGGAUUUAGUACACCAGGAUUUGAAUGUCAUACUUCAAAAGCUAGACUUAAAAUUACUGCUUAAUCUUUACUAGCGGAUGUCUCAAUUGUACCUUUUUUUACAGGCCCUUGGUUUUUCUAUGAUCAUAAUUCAUAUUUUUGUUUGUCGUUUUAUUUUUUUGACUUUCAUAGGAAGCCAUAUGCAUCCGUUGAAAACGUGUUUUUGUUGACAUUGAUGAUGAGAUCUUAUGUAUCAUAAUCUGAAUGGUGUGGGAAAGUUUUUUUGGUUAAUAGGUGGUUUACUGUGGCCUUGGUUACCAAUUGUGCAUUGCAUUUUUGUAUGUUAUCUUCGAAGUAAGGGGGGUUGUAUUAUAUAAUCCAAUCAAAAAAUAUGUAUAAUCUAACAAUAAAAGACGCAUUGUGCCUUUGGGGCCAUUUCCCCCCAGAAAACCCAUUAAAACAUGUUUGUAAUUUGA
Molecule: messenger RNA, 3824 nt
Organism: Salvelinus namaycush (lake trout)
Lineage: Eukaryota; Metazoa; Chordata; Actinopteri; Salmoniformes; Salmonidae
Product: transcriptional enhancer factor TEF-5-like
Exons: 15
Coding region: 417-1703 (428 amino acids)
Biological process (GO): hippo signaling; positive regulation of transcription by RNA polymerase II; embryonic organ development
Cellular component (GO): transcription regulator complex
Molecular function (GO): RNA polymerase II cis-regulatory region sequence-specific DNA binding; DNA-binding transcription factor activity, RNA polymerase II-specific
Source: RefSeq, a predicted model, not a curated record